AUAAGAAAAUAAGGGGGUCGUCUAAAUUUGGAGCAAGCAAGCAGCAAAAUGACUCGCGGCGAAUUGUGUGUCAGGGCGAGAGCGAAAAACGCGGCGAAAACGAAACACUGGCAUUGGCAAUGGCAGCGGUUGUCGCCCGCCUGCACUUCAGUGUGUGAGUCGCGAUAAACGCGAGUGAAACGGGCGACGCGGCGCAACUAAACCGCGUACCGACAAACACACACCACCACAUACCGUCCAUAUACAUAUACGGGCGGGAGAGCGCAUGCUCUCCGCCGCACACUCACGCUGUUUCGUUUUCUCCGCUUUGUGGCGCCGCGCGCGAGUUUUGUCGCAGCAGCAAACACGCAAUAAAAGUUCAAAAACAGUUGAAGUAUACCGCGACGCGAGUAAAAAUCUUUCCUUCGACGUCGUCGCUGUUCGUUGUAGUAGUUGUUGUUGUUUCUAUAGUGUGCUCUGUUCCGCGAAUUUCAUGUGCAUUUAUGUACAUAUAUGUAUUUAUAUAUGCGUAUAUAUUUAUGACUAGUCAAAGGAUUUCCACGCCAACAUUUUAUUUAUUCAAAUACCCGCUCGAUCCUAUUUAUAUGACAAUACAUCUACAAAAAUCAACUACAGUGAUAUAAAGUUGGUUAAACAAGGUUCAAGAUAUUGCAUAAAUAUGAUAAUAAAUGGGCACAAACUAACGGGCAGCAUUAAAGGACGAAAUUCGCUUUUUCUUCUGCAAAGAUCACCUACAAACAUAGCUGCCAUGGUACAAGAAACUGAGAUAAAAAGGUCAAUGCCGUCAAAGAAAUUUGAAACAGGUUUGAGCUUCCGGCAGAAGCACAGAUUUAAAACAAAUUAUCUACAAACUAAUAGCUGAGUAAGUGGAAAAUUCGAACUGUUUUAUUCCAAUAUUCUUGUGAUUUAUAGAUACACCAGCAUACGAUAUUUUCAAAAAAUGGAGUGGAAGGGCAGUGAAACACGAAGUUUUUCUAUAACUUAUAAACUAUGAAACUCACAAAAAUUUAAAGUUAUGCAAAUGUACAAAUUGAAAUAAAUUUUUUUUGAACUUUUUAACUAUUUGUAAGCUUGAAACGUAAUAAAUAUAAAAUAUAUAAUAUUGAAAUGUUUUUCACGUCUAUUGGUUAUUAUUUUCAGCGUGGUUUUAAACCUUUGAAUAUUUAAGUAUAUUUGGCAUAUAGACGGUCCCACUUUUGUCGAUGCUCUUAGAGAUGGACAAUAGUAUCGAUAGUAUCGCAUAUAACCAAGCUUAUCUUUAACGUAUAUCGAUUUUAUUUGUCAGUCGUUAAUAGUUCUAUCGGUGGAAACAGCUGUUUGUUUUUAAUAUCGGGGAGGCCUUCAGAUACUGCACCGAUAUCCGAACCAAAUCGAAUAAGAGGCGAAAGAACUUGAACUGAACCGGUGGGAAAUGAUGUUUCCGGAGGUGUUUGUCUUGC
Drosophila eugracilis is the source of this 1439-nucleotide messenger RNA. RefSeq lists its product as uncharacterized. The record is from RefSeq and is a predicted model, not a curated record. Lineage: Eukaryota; Metazoa; Arthropoda; Insecta; Diptera; Drosophilidae. Bases 266 to 526 code for a protein of 86 amino acids. The transcript is spliced from 3 exons.